ACGUUUACCACAGCGGAGGCAGCCUGCAGUUGAGAGUCAUGAAUUAUAAGCUAACACAUUACAAUAAGCUGAGUUCCUCCGGAAGGCUUCAGGUGUCUCAGUGAUCUGAUGAUUAACAAUCCCAGUGCUUUCUUCACACUAGUCUGGACAUUGAACAGCUCACGUUUCCAUGCUGAAGCAUCUCCCGUGCCUCUCACAAGCAGCAGCUCACCUGCCCCACCCCCCUUCCUCUCUGCUUCCUCGCUCCGGCCUGCUGCUCUGUCUGAGCCGUUAAAGCACCACACACCAGGAUUAUCGCUCAGUCACAGAGGGAAAACAGACACGGAUGGACUUUGCUUUGGGCUCCAGGGAGGAAGAUCGCAGAUCUGUUGUCCUAGAGACCGACUGGUUUUCCUCUGGACGCACCAUCAGGGCGAGCAGGCAGCACCGAACAGAGAUCAACACACGAGAGGGGAGGUGAUGAGGAGUGUGGCUGUCUGCUAGAGGAGCCCACGUGUUCCAUUUUUUUCCCUCCAAGCUUCACCCUUAGCCGCUGCUCAAGGAGGACUCGAGUGCAUGAAGAGCGCCCCUCUGCUGUAGACCCCGACAACCCGAAGCCGCCCUGCCAAACCUGCAGCCAUGUCUGGAGCCUAUGACGAGUAUGCGAGCCAGGAGGAGACCACGGACAGCUUCUGGGAGGUUGGGAACUACAAACGCACAGUGAAACGCAUCGAUGACGGUCAUCGGCUCUGCAACGACCUGAUGAACUGCAUCCAGGAGCGUGCCAAAAUCGAGAAAGCAUAUGCACAGCAGCUGACUGAGUGGUCUAAGAGAUGGAAACAGCUGGUGGAUAAAGGUCCUCAGUACGGCACGGUGGAGCUAGCUUGGAUGGCGGUUAUGGGCGAGGCAGAAAAGGUGAGCGAGCUUCACCAGGAAGUGAAGAACCACCUAGUCAAUGAAGACUUUGAGAAGGUGAAGAACUGGCAGAAGGACUCAUACCACAAACAGAUGAUGGGAGGAUUCAAGGAGACCAAAGAGGCAGAUGAGGGCUUUAGGAAGGGCCAGAAACCGUGGGCCAAGAAGCUAAAAGAGGUCGAGGUUGCCAAGAAGUCAUACCACAUGGCCUGCAAAGAGGAGAAGCUGGCUGCUGCCAGAGAGGCCAACAGCAAGGGGGAAGCCUCGGCGCCGGCUGAGCAGCAGAAGAAACUGCAGGAAAAGUUGGACAAAUGCAAACAGGACUCGCAGAAGGCAAAGGAGAAAUAUGAAAAGGCCCUGGAGGAGCUGAGUAAGUGCACGCCUCAGUACAUGGAAAACAUGGAGCAGGUGUUUGACCAGUGCCAGCAGUUUGAAGAGAAGAGGCUGAGCUUCCUAAGGGAGGUGCUGUUGGACAUCAAACGCCACCUCAACCUUACAGAGGACCAAAGUUAUGCCACAGUGUACAGAGAUCUGGAGCGAACCAUCACCUCGGCUAGUGCUCAAGAAGAUCUGAAGUGGUUCAGCAGUGUCCAUGGCCCUGGGAUGCACAUGAACUGGCCCAAGUUUGAGGAGUACAACCCAGACCUUUCUCAUAACAUCUCCAAAAAGGAAAAGAAGAAGUUAAAUGAUGAUGUCAUGCUGACUAAUGUCAAGACAGCAGUGGGUAACCCUCAGUCUGGAGACAGGGGGAGUGUGAGCAGCUAUGAGAAGAACCAGGCGUACACGGCCUCCACCGAGUGGUCAGACGAUGAGCAGAAGGGCUCACAUUCAGGAAGUGACACCAAUGGAGGACCCAGCCCCUUUUACGAAGGGGAAGGUGUGAGGGUCAAAGCGUUGUACGACUACGAAGGCCAAGAGCAAGACGAGCUCAGCUUCAGAGCGGGUGAUAUGCUGACAAAGCUGGAGGACGAGGACGAUCAGGGCUGGUGUAAAGGUCGCCUAGACAACGGCCAGCUAGGUCUUUACCCGGCCAAUUACGUUGAGCCGAUUUAACUGAGGAAUGCUUGGCUCUUCGGAGGUGAAACCCAGUCUGAACUCAUACCUGCACAUAGCCAGAGACUUCAAAGCAAAGCUUCCUCUUCCUGUCAGACAAGGAGAGCUGUCUUCAUCUUCAUCACGGAGGAAGAGCGCUCGGGAUCGCCACAGAAACUGAAGCUGUAGCUGUGUUCACCAGCUGGGAUGCCAACGUGACAUUUUCUCUGAUCAGACGUUUGACACGGCAUCAUCAUUUGGAACGUGGGGGGGGGACGGGCUGUGCAUUUCUUGUACGGUGUUACUUUGUUUUUAGGACAUGCAUUUGCUCAGAUGUUUCGCUCAGCAUUAGCUCUCAGAUUGGAUUUCUUGUUGCCCUCGGCUACAUCUACAGGAUGUGUAAGCGUCACCGGGCAACAAACCAACUGCAAAGCCUCAUAAUAACCACUUAGGGUACAGGAUAUUUCCUGGUAUGAGUUACAGCUCAGAAGUCUCUGUGCAGCCUCGUUCUGAGGUUUUCUCAGAUGAAGUUUAGUUUUAAUUGUCCUGUCUUGCUGAAUUAUUUAAAAGUGAGAUGAAUCCGCCUGUCAUCGGUGAGUAAAACGUCUCUGAAGUGGAAAUGGUUCUUUACCAAACACCAGGAGGUUUGUUUACAUUAACCUUCGCUGUCUUACCCAUCUACAACGAUGUGCCUGUUCUAUUUAUCACAAUCUGCUGAUGUUCUCCUCUGUGUUGAUGAUGCAGACUCCAUGAGCACAAACUGCCUGGAAACCUUACCUCAUCGCUGUUUUCUUUUCUUUUAUUGGAAGAUUAGCUCCAUUUCCAAUCAGAACUUGUUUGUUUCUGCAGUUAAUGAGCCUUGCUUACUCUGAGCGAUUGUGACUCAGUUCUCGUCUGUGUGAUUCGGUGCAUGCUGAUGCUCCUGCUCACCGUUUACUGAACUGAUCGAGCGCAUGGCCUUGAUUUGUUUCCACCUAAUUAUUGGCUGAAUCUCAGUUUAAUUAAAACUCCUCUGUUAUCGGGGGUGAUGAUUGGCUGUUUCACUGUGUAUCAAAACAAAUUUAAAAAAAUGUAGGUUGUAUUGAAUGAAAUUUCCUGCUAUUUAAAUGUUUUGUUUUAAUCAGAAAAUUUAAAUUACGAGUGCAUGUCGGUGUUGGAAAGGGUUGGUUUGUUAGCGGCACGUGUUUCUGAAGAAUCCUCUUCUGUGGCGGACGGAAGGCAGGUGUUGCUGAUGCAAAUGAGGAAAGACGUAGCUCUAAAAGCAGAAAGAUAAAGAGAAUAUUUAAUCUGCAAAUGCAUAAUGAUUCAUUUUACAAAAUCGUGAAGAAAAUAUCUCCUUUCUCAGUCUCAGUGUGGCUUCAGUUAGCUCCUGAUUCAGAGGGAGUCGCCUCAACGGUGAACGAGUGCGCUGAAUCUGACACCAGCUCAUCCAGAUCUGUUUACACUGACACGUCAACUCCUCCUUCAUUAACUGAUUGAAGACGUACAUCUCCACUGUCCAAACUCCUGGAAUUUGGUCGUUUAAAAAUCCACAAACAUCUUUUUUCUAUUCCUUUGCUUCUGCUGCAACGUCGGAAGACUAGAGGGCGUCUUUGGAUUGUGUCCGUUCCUCUGAAUUAGCUACAAAUAAAAAAAAUCUGAAAACCGAGGCACAUAACAGAUUAUUGGAGAGGGAAAGCACGCGUGUGCUGCUCAUUUAAAAUGCAAGAUGUGAUUUAUUCAAAGUGCACAGAAAGUAGAGAUAACGCUGUGAAAAUACGAAAAUCUAAUCCCCCAUGUUGAAUUUUCUACUGUAGGUCUAAAAUAUUGGUCUCAUCUUGUGCACUAGUGUAAUAUUUAAAUCCUGCUCUUAUUUAUUGUGUAUAUUCUAAAUUAUAAAACACCUCUGAUUUUUUUUUGAUUUUGAACAAAAGUAUAAAAUACCUUAAAAUUGUGUCAUGGCUUCACAUGCAUGUCUUAUCUUAAUAAAGAUGCAAGACAAAUGUCAUCCACACAAGUAAA
Nothobranchius furzeri (turquoise killifish) is the source of this 3927-nucleotide messenger RNA. RefSeq names its product protein kinase C and casein kinase substrate in neurons 1b (gene pacsin1b). Gene Ontology annotation, molecular function: protein binding; phospholipid binding. The record is from RefSeq and is a predicted model, not a curated record. Gene Ontology annotation, biological process: cytoskeleton organization; positive regulation of dendrite development; plasma membrane tubulation. NCBI's taxonomy places the organism in Eukaryota, Metazoa, Chordata, Actinopteri, Cyprinodontiformes, Nothobranchiidae. Gene Ontology annotation, cellular component: cytoplasm; plasma membrane; endosome.